This is a messenger RNA of Myxozyma melibiosi, 1668 nucleotides long. Its product is annotated as Bud-site selection protein. The record is from RefSeq and is a predicted model, not a curated record. The transcript is spliced from 2 exons. Lineage: Eukaryota; Fungi; Ascomycota; Lipomycetes; Lipomycetales; Lipomycetaceae. Gene Ontology annotation, biological process: maturation of SSU-rRNA. Gene Ontology annotation, cellular component: 90S preribosome; nucleus. Bases 94 to 1629 code for a protein of 511 amino acids.
CUCUCGUCUACUUUUUCUCCACGAUUGUAAAAAGAACACUAAACCGUGGUAUUUUUGCGCGGUCUGCAUAUACAUUUACAAAGGAGGACAGAGAUGGUUAAACGGAAGCGCGAGAAUCCCCUUUGGGAGCUCGACCUGCUUGAAUCAAAAGCUGCAGCGUUAUCAUCUAAUGGCGCGAACGGGAACAUCAAGAGGACUCGAUUGGUCCGUACGAAGCUUGCGGUCGAGAGAAUGAAGAAGAAACAGGCAGGCAAGAAUCAGAAUGAGGAGGGUCUGACUACGAAUGGAGAGAUCGAGCAGCGGACGAUCGAGUUGAAGCGCAAGUUGGUCGAGCAGAGGGUUUAUUACUGGACGAAGGAACUUGUUCGGGGGGUGAAGAAGGCGAAAACUUCUGAGACGCAGAAGAUCGUCAGAAAGCUGAAGGAUGCGAGAUCGAAGGAUUCGAAUGAUUUAGUCGCGAAGCACGAGAGAGAACUACGACUCAUCAAGGCUCUGGAUCCGUCAGCCGUCGCUUCUUCGCACCUGCUGAAAAAGCUGCAAAAGGAGAAGUUUCUUGUCGAGUCAAAUUUGCUUCCAGAGUCACCGCCUUUCUUGAAACCUGAGAAUACAGUGCUGAAGCUGGAGGACCGGCUGAAGAGAAACAAGACUGAAGAGCCCGAGAUCGAUCAGAAGAAGGAAGAGGAUGUUCGGUUAGAUAUCAUCGCGAGGCUGUUCCGAGUGAAAGCUGUUCAAGCCAUCAUAACUAGCGGAAUCGAAGGAAUAUCUACUGCGGUUGAGACAGCUCUUAACACGAAGCGAAAGAAAAAGAAAGAACCAAAAGUCCCUGCUACGGCAGAGAAGGAAGAGGUCGCUGACGACAACGACGACGACGAUGAGGAUUCUGGAAACGAAGCCGAAGAGGAUGACGGUAGCGAUGACGAAGACGAGCUGGAUAUGGAACAUUACGCAGGCUUGGUUGCCAAUAGUGACGAAAGUGAUGAUGAGAAUGAUUCAGGCGACUCAGAAGAUGCACCUAUAGAUUAUAACGAAAUUUCGAGCGAAGAACCUUCUGACGACGAACUGGAAUACGAGUCUCCCCAGUCCGAAAGUGACGACGAGGAGAGUCUCCAAAAACAGAAAAAGGCGGCAAAAGCAGAGAAGAAAGAGAAGAAAGAGAAGAAAGAGAAGAAGCUCGCAGCGAAAGCUAACCCGCCCGAGCUCGACCGCAAAGCAAAAACGAUCGUUCUGCCCUCUCUCAGUGCUGGCUACAUCUCACCCGGGUCCGACGACGACAUGUUUUCAGAUGAGGAAGGAAGAAGAGGACCUGCGUCCGCCAAGCCUCGUAAAAACCGACGAGGACAGCGCGCCCGGCAAAAAAUCUGGGAGCAAAAGUUCGGCAAGAAAGCUACUCAUAUUGCAAAGGAAGAGGCUGCUCGUAAGGCUAAAGAAGAAGAAAAGCAGAGGAAAUAUCUUGAGCGACGCGCGAGGAGGGAGAUGGAGAGUAACGCGGGUAAUGCUAAUAAUACUCCGUUGGGUGAACCUGGCAAGAAGGAGGCGAAGAGCGAUAAACCUAUACAUCCAUCGUGGCAAGCGAAGCAGGAUAAGAGCAAGCCGGUGGCGUUUAAGGGCAAGAAGGUUGUUUUUGAAUAGACGACUACACAUGUAUGAUAAUAAUUGAACAUAGUUGUA